Molecule: messenger RNA, 1999 nt
Organism: Triplophysa dalaica
Lineage: Eukaryota; Metazoa; Chordata; Actinopteri; Cypriniformes; Nemacheilidae
Gene: stx12
Product: syntaxin 12
Exons: 10
Coding region: 217-1017 (266 amino acids)
Biological process (GO): vesicle fusion; intracellular protein transport; vesicle-mediated transport
Cellular component (GO): endomembrane system; postsynaptic recycling endosome; synaptic vesicle membrane
Molecular function (GO): SNARE binding; SNAP receptor activity
Source: RefSeq, a predicted model, not a curated record
AGACCGCAAGUGGGGGUAUUUGGACGCAGCCUACGCGAUCGUUUUGUCACGUGGCCACGAGGGCGCUGCCCAUUACCGGAAGAACAAAGUGCAUCAUAACGGAAGUCCCGAGUGAGGAGCGGCCCCGAUCUGAAGUAAGCAUUUUCAGGCACUGACAUAUUUCCUGCACUAGUUCCCCUGCUAUUUCUCCUGAGACGUCUGGAAUAUCCAGCAGUCAUGUCGUAUGGAAGAACAGAGCAGCGUGUCGUCCCAAAAGACUUCAGCAGCCUCAUCCAAACAUGCAGCUCCAACAUUCAAAAGAUCACACAGAACACGGCUCAAAUCAAGAGCAUGGUCAACCAACUUGGAACCAAACAAGACACAGGUGACCUGCGGGAGAGGCUUCAGCAGGUGCAACACUACACAAACCAGCUGGCCAAAGAGACUAACAAACACCUUAAGGAUCUGGGCUCUCUCCCUGUCUCCCUGUCUGAACAGAGGCAGCAAAAAAUCCAGAAGGACCGGCUGAUGAACGACUUCUCAGCUGCGCUAAACAACUUCCAGGUAGUGCAACGUCGAGCUGCAGAGAAGGAGAAAGAAUCGGUGGCCAGAGCUCGAGCUGGAUCCCGCCUCUCUGCUGAAGACGGGGUUCAUGAUGAGCAGCUGGUGUCCUUUGAUAAUAAUGACGAUUGGGCUAAGACCACCAUACAAACUGAAGAUGUAGCCAUAACAGAGGAAGACCUGGAGCUCAUAAAAGAAAGAGAAACUGCCAUUCAACAACUUGAGUCUGAUAUUUUGGAUGUCAAUCAGAUUUUUAAGGAUCUUGCUGUAAUGAUUCAUGAUCAAGGAGAAAUGAUAGACAGCAUAGAGGCUAACGUGGAGAGUGCAGAGGUGCAUGUGGAAAGAGGAGCGGAGCAGCUUCAGAGAGCAUCUCUCUACCAGCAAAAGUCCCGUAAGAAGAUGUGCAUCCUGGCAGUGGUCCUUUCCCUAGUCCUGUUCAUCAUUGGCAUCAUCAUCUGGCGAGUCUCCGCCUCGUGAAUUUCCUUCCUCGACCAUCCCUCUCUUUUUUCAUUAUUUAUAUCUUUGUUUUCGUUUUCUCGCUCCCAAACCCAGUGCCAUCCAUAUGGAGAGGGAGGUCAGUAGCAACACCUGCAGUUUUGUCUGCGGAUGUUUGCAGGUUUAGUUGCAAUGGAAAGUGGGUGAACCGAAUGUAACAUUCCCUAUCCUCUCUGGACCUUUAAUUGAUCAUGAAGGAGGAUGAGCUGGCAAAUGUAGUGGGAAAAGAAAUUCCGUACCUUAAGGCUUUAUUUUGAUUCUUGUGAUAUUUCUAGCACUAACACUACCUUACAUGUCCAAGUCAAUGCAGGUUGUUUCAUUUCAACAGGUUCGUUGUUGCACGAUAAGGUGUAAAAAUGGCACUUUGAAAGCUUAAAGUUUUUUUCUACAUCUUGUAAUAUAUUUUUGGCUUUGGCGAGUUUUAGAUGUCUCUACUGAAAACCACACUCCUGGGAGUUAAGGACAGAAUGCUUAGAUGAGCUGCAAAAGUAUGACAUUUUCAACCUGAUAACACGAUGAUGAUGCUAACCAGUCCAGUAGUAGAGUUGCAAGUAUGAUGCAGCAAUGACACCUAAUGUUCAAUUCUCAAAUAUCUCUGAACUUCAGUUUCAAUGCCGUCUGUCUAUUCUGUGGUGUUAACUCAUCGUUUUAUUAGUCAAAUAUAUGUUGAUUAUAUAGCUGUAAAUGUGUUGUAUAAGAACUUGAAAUCAAUAUUAUGGCUGAAACAGAUUUGUAUAUUACAACAUGAAAAUUCUGAACAAUGCAUUGAAAUUAUGUAAAAAGUAAAAAUAAUCCACUUAACUUUUAAAACAUGCAAAAAUGAUUGUCUUUGUCUUAAAAAAAAUGACUUUUGAGUGCUUGAGUAAAGAACCAUGUCUCGAUUACAUCUGCACUCCUGAUUGUAAGUAUGUCGGAUUCUUGCUUUACAUGUUUUAAUCCAUAUUAAACAGUAGUGAAAUGUGAA